Molecule: messenger RNA, 324 nt
Organism: Aspergillus uvarum CBS 121591
Lineage: Eukaryota; Fungi; Ascomycota; Eurotiomycetes; Eurotiales; Aspergillaceae
Exons: 2
Coding region: 1-324 (107 amino acids)
Source: RefSeq, a predicted model, not a curated record
AUGGAUGGUUUCGCGCGGGGACAGGUGCAGGUUUACCAUCCUGUUAACCUUCACCCCGGAUCCUGGGAUGAGGAGUUGGUGCAGCGGGUUCGGCUGGACGUCGAGACUGCUGGACGCAGGGAGGACCGUCAGAAGCUCGAAGAGACGGAGUUGCAACUGCUUCUGGCGCGGAAUCCGGCGGCCAAACCGCUGGAGUUCUUUGAGGGCUUAAUCGGACAGACUGAGUCGGAGAAGACGGUGCGUACAGCUGGGGUCAAUAGACGGCUGCAAGAGGUGGAGGCGUGCAACCGCAAUGGGUCCGGAAGUGGAUUGGGGACUGGUUGA